CAACACCGCCUGGCAUAGACCACCUGCCGGGGGCCUCAGUGUCCGACACCUCAACCCAGCUCUCUCGCCGCCGACCGCCGCCUCGACCACGUAGCCAGUUCCGAAAUCGUCUGCCACAGGAGCAGCUUCUGGAGAUGGGCUCCUUAUCAAUGCUGGCACCGAACCGGGGCUCAAACAUUGGCGAGGCCUUGUCCUCCGUGCGGGCCGUCGCUCAGGAACCACCACUGGUCUGCCAGAAGGUCCAUGGGAUGCCAUCGGCUCCUGCAACCAAGCGAUGCCAUGCUCCCUCACCGCCACAUGAACACAA
Messenger RNA from Pelobates cultripes (western spadefoot toad), 307 nucleotides. The record is from the annotation of a GenBank genome assembly. NCBI's taxonomy places the organism in Eukaryota, Metazoa, Chordata, Amphibia, Anura, Pelobatidae.